UCAUUUUGCCUCCCCUUGGGGAUCACUGCUCAGCUCAAUGGCCUUUCAGGACCUCCUGGAUCAAGUUGGAGGCCUGGGGAGAUUCCAGAUCCUUCAGAUGGUUUUCCUUUGUAUCUCCAGCCUCAUAGUGUACCCUCAUAUUCUACUGGAGAACUUCACUGCAGCUGUUCCUGGUCAUCGCUGCUGGGUUCACAUCCUUGACAAUGACACUGACUCUGCUAAUGGCACUGGGACCCUCAGCCAAGACACCCUCCUGAGAAUCUCCAUCCCACUGGACUCAAACCUGAGGCCAGAGAAGUGUCGUCGCUUCCUCCUCCCCCAGUGGCAGCUCCUUCACCUGAACGGGACCUUCCCCAACAUGAGUGACCCGGACACGGAGCCCUGCGUGGACGGCUGGGUGUAUGACCGAAGCUCCUUCUUCUCCACCGUCGUGACUGAGUGGGACCUGGUAUGUGAAUCUCAGUCACUAAAAUCAAUGGCCAAAUUCUUAUUCAUGGCUGGAAUGCUGGUGGGAAGCAUCAUAUAUGGCCAUUUAUCAGACAGGUUUGGGAGGAGGUUAAUGCUCAGAUGGUGUUUGCUCCAGCUCGCCAUUACUGACACCUGUGCAGCCUUUGCUCCCACCUUCCUCAUUUACUGCUCCCUACGCUUCUUGGCUGGGUUUUCUACCAUGAGCAUCCUGACAAAUAUUUCUGUGCUUAUUGUAGAAUGGACAGGGCCCCGAUUCCAAGUCAUGGGAAUGACCAUGUCAGUCUGUGCUGCUUGCAUGGGACAGAUCGCCCUAGGAGGACUAGCUUUUGCCAUUCGAGACUGGCACACCCUUCAGCUGGUGUUUUCUGUACCAUUAUUUGUCUUCUUUCUUUCCUCAAGGUGGCUGGCAGAGUCUGCUCGGUGGCUGAUUAUCACCAACAAACCCGAGGAGGGCUUAAAGGAACUUAGAAAAGCUGCUCACAAGAAUGGAAGGAAGAAUGCUGGAGACGCUCUAACCAUGGAGGUUGUGAGAUCCAUCCUGCAGGAGGAGCUGGAGGCCGCACAGACCAAAGCUUCUGUGUUUGACUUGUUCCGUACACCCAGCCUGCGUAAGAGCAUCUGUCUCCUGUCCUUUGUGAGAUUUGCAAACUUCAUGUCGUUUUUUGGCCUGAUUCUCCACCUCCAGUACAUAGGGAGCAAUGUUUUCCUGUUCCAGGUUCUCUUUGGUGCAGUCAACCUCCCAGCCAAUUAUGUUGCAUUUUUGGCACUGAAUCACCUGGGCCGUCAAGUAAGCCAGACGCUCCUCAUGCUUCUCCUUGGAGUCUCCAUUCUGACCAUCACAUUUGCGCCUCAAGAAAUACAGACCUUGCGUGUGGCUUUGUCAACUUUGGGAAUAGCAGUUUCUUCUAUGGCUCUCAUGUGUUCUUUUGUCCAUGGAAAUGAACUAGUCCCCACCAUCAUCAGGGUAACAGCCUCAGGAUUCACGGGAAUUGCUUCUAAUAUUGGGGCAGCCCUGGCUCCCCUUUUGAUGAUCCUAACAGUAUAUUCUCCCCACCUACCCUGGAUCAUCUAUGGAGUCUGCUCCAUCCUCGCUGGCCUUGUUGUUCCACUCCUUCCUGAAACCAGGAAUCAGCCUCUGCCUGACUCCAUCCAGGAUGUGGAAAAGGAGAGAAAAGGCUCAAGAAAAGCAAAGCAGGAAGAUCCUUCCAUGAAAGUGACACAGUUUUAAAGGAUUCCAGGAACUAACUGCUAAUCAAAGAGCAAGAUAAACAAGAAAAAUUAGGAUCGUUCCCAGAUAUUGGCAAAAUUUGGAAAACAAAUAAAUAAAAAGAUAUAAAGGAAAAAUGGACCCCACUUACAAUUGCAGUUCUAAAUAACUAUAUAUAAAAUGCCUAUGACUAAUCAUAAUAAGAACUUUGAGGAAAGUCAUAAUACUUUUAAAGGGAUCAUAAUAAAAUACGUGUAUAAUUGUAGAACCCUAGCAUGUUUCUGGAAAGAAAGAUAGAAUAGUAUUUAAAACAUUGAUUCUGCUCCAAUUAAUGACAGAGUAAUUGAUGUAAUAAUUACUUUGGGGACAAUGUGAAAAAGUUCCAAAUAUAUCUACAAAUUAAUUAUAGACAAGAUCCAGAAAAAUGAAGUUCAUGGAGGGAAAGUGGUGGAAGUAUUUGGGGCAGCAUACGCUGAAAUGGAAUGCAGAUGCAUUUACAAAUCAAAAGAAGUCCAGAAUGAGACGGUGGUGUAUAGAACACUUAAAAUUUGAUAAUUUGGGCAUCAUAAAUCACUGGUAGAAAAAAAUGAUUAUGUAAUAAAUAUCAUUAACUAACUUUAGAAAUAAAUGACUAAUAAUU
Messenger RNA from Lipotes vexillifer (Yangtze River dolphin), 2315 nucleotides. Its product is annotated as solute carrier family 22 member 9. The transcript is spliced from 10 exons. Bases 38 to 1696 code for a protein of 552 amino acids. NCBI's taxonomy places the organism in Eukaryota, Metazoa, Chordata, Mammalia, Artiodactyla, Lipotidae. Gene Ontology annotation, biological process: transmembrane transport. Gene Ontology annotation, molecular function: transmembrane transporter activity. The record is from RefSeq and is a predicted model, not a curated record.